AUGAGCUUUAAUCUCGAUGCACUCUUUCAGGAGCCUGAGGACCAGACUCCGGUGUCUGUAAUCGACAGUACUCCAAGGAAGGACGGUGCAGAAUCCGAAUUCGUAGGAGGACUAUGGGCUGUCAGUGAUAUCGACGAGAAUGCUAAAGCGAAGGGAGAUGAAGAGCUUCGUCUGCGAGUCAUGGUUGCAAAGCUGAGCAUGCAAUGCAGCAUGUGGAAGGCGCAGGCUGAAGAACAAGCUAAGAUGCUCGCUGAUCUGGACCGGAAGACCUCCAAGCGUGGCGCUGCUAACCUUUCUGACGACACCGUCCGCCGUAUCAAUCGCUUUGAGAGUGAAGUUGCACACCUGCGAUCUGAAAACAGCCAGCUCAAGGAGACACUCAAAACGAUCGAGUAUGAGAACGUCAAACUCGAGAACCAAAACGACGGAAAGGGCAGAAAGCUAAAGGGCGCGAACAAGAAGGUCAAGACCGCCAAGGAAGUUGCUGGAAAAGAGGAAGAAAAGGCAAAGGGUGCUAUUGGAGACAAGCAGCGUCAUCUUACAUCUGAACACAAGAUGAAGAAGGAGCGAGAUCAGACCCAGGCGGUUCUCCAGGAACAGAAGAAGCUCAACGGAGAUCUACUCGCAAAGCUCGAGGUUGAGCAGUCUGGCGUACCCUUCAUGCGCGAUGUCGCUGCUGAUCCCAACAACACCGUCACCGUCAUCCCAAUCCAGUUUGACAUUCGCCGCACCGAUGUUCAGCCCAUCAUGGAAGAGUUGGGUUGGCACCAGAUGAAUAUCACGAAGAAGUUCAAGGAGUGGUACAAGGAGAACAUGAAGCCCAAGGUGGAGAUGCGUAGGGUUGUUGGUGCCACCUACCCCGAGAACGACAAGAAGAAAGCAAAGAUGUAUGAGGAUAUGGUAGAGAUGCCGGACGGCUAUAUCGAGACUGGGGCUGAGCAUGACGGUUGGCGCUCGAAGCGCUCUGCGGAAGCGGUCUGUCGCCGUGCAGAUGCUCGUCACAACGGCGAGGCUUAG
This is a messenger RNA of Pyrenophora tritici-repentis Pt-1C-BFP, 1017 nucleotides long. RefSeq names its product SCP-1 multi-domain protein. NCBI's taxonomy places the organism in Eukaryota, Fungi, Ascomycota, Dothideomycetes, Pleosporales, Pleosporaceae. The record is from RefSeq and is a predicted model, not a curated record.